AUGGGCUCGGGUCCGUCCAGGACAGUCGAAUGGGACGAAUUAGAGAAACAUCCGCUGUUAAUUAGACUUUUAAAUGAGAAAGUAACAUCUGCCGACCCUCUCUGGAACCAGUUCCUGUCAUUCAAAUCCCCUCAAUAUGAAAAACCCUCUCCAGCUUCCGACAAAGUCGUCCGGAAUAUUUGUCGAAACUUCCUGGCGAAUUCCCGCUCAAAUGGCAACUUGAAAUCUCUGAUCGAUCAAUUUACAGUUCGGCAUCAAGAAAUACUGACAGCGGUCGAGUAUGGUGACAACAUCUUCCCCUGGCAUUGUACAAACUCUUUGUAUGUCAUCAGACGACUAGUCCUUCAUCUCGUUGAGAAUUUCGACGAAAAGACUUUCCUCGCGAUUUUGAAUGAAAACGAAGAAACGACGGUGGAGAAUCUCCUCAAAUGUCUGGUAGACGUUCUUUGCGAUUUAGCUUCGCUCACGGAAGAACUCUUUUCUGCCGUUUAUUUUUUCACCGAAGAAGCUCUUCAACUGCUCCUGAUCUUUCAAUCUGUGACGAUGUUUCAAUCAAGCGAAAACUACCAAUCCGAAGUUUCGAAAAUCUUCGACAAAAUAUCGGCCGAAAAUUCGAAAAAUUUGCCAAGAGCGCUGAUUGCUUUUAUGGAAGCGAAAAGUGAAGAUCCAAGGACGGAAGCGAUCAACUCUUCAAGCGGGUUCGUUUUUGGAAUCUUGUCGAUGCUUGGUUCGAGUUCCCCAGAAGUUCCAAAUCAGAGAAAACACAGCAUAUCAAAAUUAUCCGAAACGCUUCUACUAUCUUUCACAAUGACUCCACUGCCAGAAAAAUACCAGGAAAAAAAUUCCUUGAAACAAUCGAUCCUCACUUCAGUCCCGAACGGAAUAUUAGAAGAAGAUCGAGUUCAACUCCCCUUUGGAAAAAUUUAUGAAGCGAUGAUUGAAUCGAUCAGUACGGAGCCAGGAGUGUUGCUUCUGUACAUUUUGAUCCACGAAAACGAGUCGUUCAAAAACUACGUGCUGAGCAAAACCGAUAUCGACCGACUCAUCCUUCCCAUUUUGAAGAUUCUUUCUCGCCCUGAAAAGAACUCUUCGCAUCAUCUUUACAUGACAUUGGUUGUGCUUCUGAUUCUCACUGAAGAUGAUACGUUUUGCGCGCAAAUUAAUGAAGUUGUGUUGAAAAAGGCUGACUUGGAUUUUUACAAUGAAGAUCAAGCAACGGCAAAUAUCAUCGAAAUCAUCAAUUUAUCAAGCCUUGUUCAGUUGGUGCUAAUGAGAGUCAUUCAAUUCAAUUUGUCGCGAGUGAAGGACCAGUAUCUUCACACAAACUGCCUGGCCGCUCUUUCCAACGUCGGGAUACGACUGAAGGGUAUCCAUAGACGCGUGAGCCAGCGAUUUCUCAACCUUAUUACCAUCAUUUCCAAGCGCCUCGAUAUUUCCAACGAUGAGGCAAAUCACGUGGCAAUUUUGAAGACGUUGCUGGACAUCAUAAACGCAUGUUUGAGUCAAUCUCUCGAGCAGAACUUAGAGCUUGUCUAUCAUCUCCUUCAUCAACGAGCUUCGAUCAACAAGCUCAGGUCCAUUCCUGGAUUUGCAGAGCUAGUUGACAACAUCGAGCUUGUCAUUGGCUUCUUUUCCGGGCAUUUGAAGCUUGGGCAAGAAGAAACUCCUGUAUUGAAUACAUCCGAGAUCCAGGCGAUUAUCAGCCAAGUCGUCCGACAAUUGCCCAGAUCAAAAUUAAAACAAUUCCCGCCGCUAAAGUUCCAUUACGAGGAAGACGAGUCUCCUGAAAAAUUCUUCGUGCCUUACACUUGGUCAGUGAUUUACCGCAGUUUUUCGCAAAUCGGCUGGGACGUUGCUAAAGUCCAGUUGUUCGAAGUCGACGCAUUUUUAUAA
Messenger RNA from Oikopleura dioica, 1893 nucleotides. NCBI's taxonomy places the organism in Eukaryota, Metazoa, Chordata, Appendicularia, Copelata, Oikopleuridae. The record is from the annotation of a GenBank genome assembly.